Messenger RNA from Plodia interpunctella (Indianmeal moth), 11743 nucleotides. It is a transcript of the gene mon2, whose product is annotated as monensin sensitivity 2. NCBI's taxonomy places the organism in Eukaryota, Metazoa, Arthropoda, Insecta, Lepidoptera, Pyralidae. Bases 105 to 4967 code for a protein of 1620 amino acids. The record is from RefSeq and is a predicted model, not a curated record. The transcript is spliced from 40 exons.
CUGAAAAUUGUGAUGUCGAUUGUGUACAUGGCAUAUUUUUAAUUUUUGUGAUUUCUAAUUAAAAUCAGAAAUGAAUAAUUAAAUUAACAUUUGUCGAUUAAAAUAUGGCAUUCGUUAGCGCUGUGACUGGUGAUGACUCCACGAAGAAAUUCAUGGAAGUCUUGCAAAAUGACUUCAAGACUUUAAGCUUGGAGACCAAGAAGAAAUAUCCUCAGAUUCGAGAAGCGUGUGAUGAAGCAAUAGAGAAACUGUCUCUAGCCUCCAACAACCCCCAAGCAUCCCUCUAUGGGGUCGUCAAUCAAAUCCUCUACCCCUUGGUGCAGGGGUGCGAGUCUAAGGACUUGAAAAUUAUUAAGUUCUGCCUCGGCACCAUCCAGCGGCUAAUUGCCCAGCAGGGUAUAGAUGCCAAGGGUGCCCGGCAUGUGGUCGACUGCCUCUAUAACCUGGGCACGGCCAACUUGCUCGAGCUGAAGCUGUUGCAAACCGCUGCUUUGUUAAUGACCACCUCCCAUCUCGUGCAUGGAGACACGUUGGCCAGAACCAUGGUGAUGUGCAUGCGCAUGGUGUCGGCGUCCGAGUCGCGUGACGUCAGCACGUCGCACGCGGCCGCCGCCACCGUGCGCCAGCUCGUGGCGCUCGUCUUCGAGCGGGCGCUGGCCGAGGCUGACGGUAAUUUGAAAGUGAACCCAGCGGACGUGCGACCGCAAACAAAUACCAAAGCGCCUAAAGACUUGAAGCCCUGCGCAGUCGAUGCCUACCUCAUUUUACAGGAUAUAAUCCAGUUGAUCAAUGGCGACGCGGCCAACUGGCUGGCCGGCAUAUCGGACGUGCCUAAAACCUUCGGCUUGGAGCUGCUGGACACUGUCCUCACUGACUUCUCGCCAGUUUUCUUCAAGAUAUCUGAGUUCAGGUUCCUGCUCAAGGAGCACGUUUGCGCUCUUAUUAUAAGACUGUUCUCACCAAAUGUCAAAUACAGGGCCGCAUUCACAUCCCUCCACAUCCCCGGGGCCACAGGGACCCCAGGCAGCCCGGCCACAACAGACAGACCUCACUUCCCGGUCACCAUGAGACUGUUGAGGCUAGUCUGUAUCAUCGUGCACAAGUAUCAUUCUAUUUUGGUGACCGAGUGUGAAAUCUUCCUAUCGCUUACUAUAAAGUUCUUGGACCCUGAUAAACCUCUGUGGCAACGCGCGCUGGCUUUAGAAGUUCUACACAAGAUGACCAUACAGCCCAACCUACUGAAAGCGUUCUGCGAAUGUUACGACAUGAAGCCACACGCGACGAACAUAUUCCAAGACAUAGUGAAUGCUCUGGGAGCCUACGUGCAAAGUUUGUUCGUGGCUUCGCAAGUCAACACGCCGGCCGGAGCGUCCGGUGUCCCUCAGCAGCCAGGGUUCUACUGGAAAGGGGUUUGGCUCCCGCUGUGUGUCACCUUCGAACCUGGCACAGCUAAAUCUGUUUACAUAGAAAUGCUGGACCGGACAGAGGCGCCAACGAUACAAGAUGGCUACGGUAUAUCCGUCGCGUACGCAUGUCUAAUGGAGGUCAUACGAUCCAUAGCCAUUACUGUGGAGGGCGAAGAGUACUUUAGGUUACAAGAAAUAUACGAAGACGGACAAAAUGAAGAGGACAAAGAAAUAAAUUCGAACAAAAAUGGCAAUCAGCAAAAAGAUAUUGAAACAAAAGCGGAAACUAAAGAAAUAACGAACAACGGUCACAAUGGUGAAGCCGAUCAGAAUUCCAAUCUUGUGGAGAAAGUGGACGACGAGAAAGAGAUACAGCUAUCUUUACAGUUACUAAAAUCAUCAUGGUGCGGUCUCGUGUGGGGUCUUUCGGUACUCGCUGAGGCCAGCAUAGGGGAACUGGAGAACAUUCUCCGCGCUAUACAGACUCUAGCCAGAGUCAGUGGGAAGGUGGGGCACACGAUGGGACGCGACGCGUGCAUUAGCGCAGUGUGCCGCUGCGCGCUGCCGGCGCAGUACAGCGUGCCCGCGCUGGGCGCGCUGCCGUGUCCGUGGCGUCGCGACGUGCCCGUGCCCGACCCCGACUACCGCCAUCAGGUCGUCUGGGUCGGCACGCCGCUGCCCUCCUCCUCGCCCUCUGGUCAACAGCAGUCGUUCGUGAUGGUGACGUCACGCCACGUGACCGCCAUGAAGGCGCUGCUGUGUGCGGCGCAGCGCGACGGAGACACCUUCCAGCAGGCGUGGCUACCGGUGUUGACCACUUUGCAGCACCUGGUGUGGAUCCUAGGUCUGAAACCUUCGACCGGAGGCAGUAUGAAGGCGAGCCGCGCAAGCGCAGACGCGAACGCUGUCAUGAGUACGUCAGCUGUCAUGGCGGACCUGCCAGGGCAGCAAGUUCCAGUGGCGGAAUCCCUGGGAGUUAUGAGUGCCCUUUCAGCCAUGCUGUCCAGAGUUUUCGAGUCCUCGAGGAAUCUGGAUGAUGUGGCGCUCCACCACCUUAUCGAUGCUCUGUGCAAGCUGUCCAAUGAGGCCAUGGAACUGGCCUAUUCUAAUAGAGAGCCGUCGUUGUUCGCGGUGGCAAAAUUACUGGAAACUGGUCUGGCGAAUUUACACAGAAUAGAGGUUAUGUGGAGGUCGAUCACCAACCAUCUGUUGGAGGUGUGUCAACACCCGCACAUACGCAUGAGGGAGUGGGGCGUGGAAGCUAUAACAUAUUUGGUGCAAACCGCCUUCCAGUACCACCAUAGUAAUCCAAGUCUAGUCACCGAGGCUAGGCAACGUCUUCUCCUGGAGCCUCUGUCAGAAUUAUGCGCGGUGCGGCACUGUGACGUCAGAGCCCGUCAGCUGGAUUGCGCGGCGAGGUUGUUGCACUCGCUGGGGGAGCAGCUGGGCGCCGCGUGGCCCCUCAUGAUGGAGAUCAUUGGCGCCAUCUCUUGUCAGCACAGCGAACAACUGAUCAGGUCGGCAUUCCAAUGUGCCCAAGUGGUAGCCGGGGACUUACUCGGCUGCGCUGGACCUAGGUGUUUGAGGAAAGUGCUCACCACAGCGGCCGCCUUCGCGCAACAGACCAAGGAAUUGAACAUCAGCCUGACGGCCGUCGGACUCAUGUGGAACAUCUCAGACUACCUCUACCACAACAGGGACAAGCUCGUUGUUGCGUUAGCGAACGACGCAGCAGUGUGUCCGGAGCUACCCCACCACGCCGACCUGCCACCCCUCGACAAACUGUGGAUGUGUCUAUACAUCAGACUUAGUGAGCUGUGCACGGAGCCGCGCGCGCCGGUGCGGAGAGCCGCCAGCCAGACGCUGUUCAGCUGCGUCGGGGCGCACGGGGCGCUGCUCACACAGCCCGCCUGGAGGGCGCUGCUCACCGUACUUCUGUCCAUGUUGGAACAGGUACAAAAGCAGUCCAACAUCGCAAGUUCGGAAAAGGUGGAUACGGGAGAACACAUCCUCAUCCAUCACACGAGGAAUACUGCGCAGAAGCAAUGGGCGGAAACACAGGUGCUGACGCUGUCGGGCGUGUCGCGCGUGUUCCACUCGCGCUACGCGCUGCUGAGCUCCGUGCGCGAGUUCCCGCGCUCGUGGGCGGCGCUGCUGGGCUUCGUCACCGACUGCGCGCUGCGCCGCAGCCACGAGGUAUCAGUGGCUGCCCUGAAGUCGUUCCAAGAAGUAGUGACUGCAGCAGGCCGGGGCACAGAAAGUGGAGUCGAUGGAGUCCUGCAGAAGAAAGUGUGGGCCAGCGCGUGGGCGGCGUGGGCCAAGAUAGCCGGCACCAAUACCGAGCGCACUGGGCCCGCAUUGCCUGUUGGUGAAGACGGCAAACCGUCGGAGACGUACGCGCCGUCGCUCAACUUCCUCACCACUCUGGUCCAAAUAUUCCCGCUCAUCUUCACGCACAUACGGCACACUUUCACCCCAGAGGACGUGCAGAGACUAGGCUCGUGCCUGGCCACAGUGUGCCGCGUGGAGCCGGCGGCCGCGGCGCUGGACUCCAUCGGCAGCUCACCCGCGCCCGUCAGCCUGCACGCGCUGCAUUGUCUGCACACCGUGCACUCGGAGGCGUUAGUUCGCCACGAGCUCCUGCCGGCGAUGUUCGUAGCUCUGACGUCACUGGCGGCCGCGUGCGACAGCGGCGUCCGCUGCCUGUCGGCCGCCGCUGCCUUGUAUCGCGCCGCCCCCGUCCCCAGCAAGGGGGCGCUGGCCGACCUGCUAAUGGCAUUGCAUAAGGCGGUGCAACAAUGCAACGCGCAACAAGCGAGAAGAAGAAACAGCGAGCCGAGGAACAAUGAUGCAGCUGAGAUAGCUGCAUUAUUAUUACAGGUGCUGGCUACAGGACUGCCCCUGGCGCGGGAGACUCCAAACGAAUACACAGAAUUUUGGGAGAUGCUGCCCACAGUACUGGAGACUUUCAUGUUCCAACCACCAGUGGGCGGGAGCAGUAGCGCUCGAGAACUAGUGGUGGUUGUGAGAGACGAGGUCCUGCGAGGAGCGCCGCGCGCGCCCGCGCAGCACGCGCGCGCGCUGCUGGCGCUCGUGCGCGCGGGCGCGGGCUCGCUGCACGCGCAGGCUCGGCCCACAAAGAACGAACAAGAAUUGCGCGAACACGAAGAGUUCGCGCGAACGUGCUUCGAAACUUUGCUGCAGUUCUCAAUGCUGGAGGACGUGGACUCCUUGGGAGACGUCGACAACCCGCUAGCCAUCGCAGCUCUGCUGGACAGGUUUCAGGAAGUCAUAUCGAGGUAUACAACCGAGGAGGACAACGAACCUUUACCUAGACACCAGUUAUCAGAGAUCUCGUUCGUGCUGAAGGCCGUGGCGACGUUGACGGAGUCCAUGAAGAAGGCGCCUCCUGGGAAGGUAGACGCCGGGGCCUGGCAGAAACUUAUAGGUUUAUAUCCAGCGCUAGUGUCGCUGUCUGCGAGCGCGCGCUGCGCAGGCGCAGGCGGCGCACUGCGCGACGCGCUGCUGCAGUUCGCAGCGCUGCUGCGCGCGCCGCUCUAGCGCUCGCUCUACACGGUGCACAUCUAACUGGUUGCAUCUACAGCGGGUUGGAACACGCCAAUCAAUAGCAAAUAUAUAUAUACUAUUUUAAAAUAAAAUAAAAAAUGGGGACCUUGCGAAAUUGUUAUGUUGACAUUGUAACAAGAUAUUUUAUUUUUGUUCUCAUUUGACGUUUGUUGUAUUUGAUGUUUGAACAUGUUAUUGUGUGCGUCAUUUUAUGUACAGUAAAAAAUGAAACGUUGAAAAAACAUUGUUUUAUACAAGUGUUUUUUCAAACACCAGUCGAUAGGAGAUUAAGAAAUAUAAAUAUAACAUAGAAUUAUCAUCAUUUGCCUUACCUUGUCCCAUCAUCUGGGGUCGGCUCAAAAUGUCUGUUCCCUUCACAAUUCUCUAUCUUUUGCUACAUUUGGAUCCACCCCCAGCAACCUCAUAUCCUCCCUGACACAAUCCAUCCAUCUCUUCCUAGGCCUUCCUCGUCCUGUAUAUCCGUGUACCUUCCUACUUAAAUAGAAAAUAGUAUAUGGGCUACUAAAUUAAUUAAUGACUAUGAAUUGCCCCGUAAGGUGCGACGUUGCUUAAUAUACUAGCGGCAUUGCCACGCUGUGGUGCGAUGGUCAUUCCUUGCACCCAGUAGGACCUGGAGGGGGUCACCUUCAGUUCAGCUAUCGCCUAUACACUCACUGCCCCAAUUUGCCAAUUAGAAUUUUCUACUGAAACUAAAUAAUAAUAAAUCUUUAUUUUUGUAGGUAUAGUGUUUACAUAAACAUAUUUGUGAGCAGGAUCUCCUUUUAAGUAAUUAAUUACCUGUGUUAGGAGAUCCCGCUCUUAAAUAACAAAACAUGGUCUUAUUAAACCUCUCAGCAUUUGCUGGGAAGUACCAGAUACAUUAGAUGCGCUGUUAUUCUGAUAUAUCUAUUUCAUACUUCUAUUUUCAAUAACACCAUGCUUCACCGAACUAUCGAUAGUUAAACUAUCAAGUUUUAAUCGAAAAAGGCAAUACUAUCGAUUGUUUUGGGGCAAUUGGUAAAUUAAAUCGUUUCGUUUAUUUCCUCACCAUAUCGGUUACAAUUUUUCUAUGAUAUAGAUUACACUAUACUAUAGAAUACACAUAUUGUGUAGGUGCAACUAAAGACUAUCGGUGGUUACAUUUUUAAUGGUUAAUUGGUAACUACUAACAAGUAAGUAACCAGUCAGUAAUCAUAUAUGGUUACUAACUGGUUACUAACUGAAAAAUACAUAAUACUAUGAAUAGUAUCGAACCGUGACGACCAUUAAACUAUCGAUAGCAUUAAUUUACAAUUGUAGAUAUACUAUCGACACUAUCUACUGUCUAAACGUUAUCAUGAUUCGAUACAAUCAAUAGUAUUGUUCUAAAAACUGACUAUCGAUAGUAUUGAUUGGCGAUAUUACAUAAACUAUCGACACUAUCGAUCAUCUAAACGUCAUCAUGAAUCGAUACAAUCAAUAGUAUUAUUCUAAAAACAGGCUAUCGAUACUAGGUAGUGACAGAUGUAUGUACUUAACAUAUUGCUAAUUUCUCUGAUGUUAAAAAAACAUAAGCAAGUAUAACGUGAGGUCUUCAUACCAGUAUAUAUGGAUCAUUCCCGUAAUGUAAUAAUUGUUUUUAUAAGAUAAUUUUAUUUGUAUAUAGAAUUAAUUACUGUAUAUAAAAUUCAUGGUGUUUUCAUUGAACACAUUUGUAUAGUAAUUUAAAAGUGAUUUUCAUGAAAUUAUGAUAAAUAAAUAUUGUUCAUAAAAUCAUAUCGUCUAGUUGUGAUUCGAUAUAAUCACAUCAAAAAUCUUCAUUACUGGAUUAAUUUUCGUUACGACACUAGUGGCAUAAAAACAGUUUUGCAUAGAAUAUUUUACGUGUAAAAAAUACAGCAACGUCAUAGUGUUAUGAAAUUAAUUUCACGAAACUAUUUUCAUGCCAUGUCGUAAUGUAAAUUAAGCAUAAAAUAUCAGAAAAGUCAAGCCCCUUACAUAUUUACGCACAAAUUACCGAAAUUCAUUGCAAAAUCUUCUCUAUUACUGCAAGCCUACCAUCAACUUUUACAGAACGAUUCCAAUGCAACUCGGUUCAAUUUAGGCACCUAAAAUGAAUCGCAUUCAUACAAAAAAUUAAGUCGAUGGUACGAAUUUGCGAUGCAGUUCAGUUUAGGUCGUAAAGUGGAUCGCGUUAAGAGAUGAUGCUAAGCCUCUUGCAUGGUAAUUAAGUUUCGACGUAAAUUGACGCACGUCAAUGUCAAAUCCCAUGUAAAACACCACUUCCUGAUAAAAUAUAUGUAAUCUGACAGAUAAACUAGAUAAAACGGCUUAAAGUUAUUUGCCAGUUAGCACUGUCCAAAACUUGGGUAACAUAAAUUUAACGCUAUCUGUUCGAUAUGUUACAUAUAGGCUAUCAGAUACUUUAUCAGUAAGCGGUAGGCCCUACAUAUUAUUUAAUAUAGGCAUUAGUGAAGUAAAAACACGAAAUAUCUAAUAAUCAGCUGAUAAAGUAAUUUAUAACCGUGUUAGAAUCAAAUAAUAAAAUACUGAUUGAUGUCCGUAUUUACAACAGAUAAUAUACAACAAAUUAAAACAGAUAUUUUUUUUAUAAUGUCAAUAACAAAAAAAUAUAUUGCACUUGUACACAUAUGGCAUCGAUUUGGCACGUUUUGACGUCAAAAAGCAUAACUAAAAUACCGAGAUCUAUACCAACACCGAAAUAGACACAAUACAUCCAGUACCGCAGACAAAUAUUUGUUAUCACAAAUACAAAUAUGAACCUGCGCUGGGAAUCGAACACGGGCCCUGCGUAUAACGGACGUGCGUGAUGUCCACUACGCCACGCGGAGUCUAUUUAUAUAAAUUUAUGCAUUUCAUUUUUAACCAGUCAAGGUGAAGGAUUCAACAAAUUGUGUUGUAAUAUUACAAAUGCGAAAGUAAGUUUGUUACCUCUUCAUGCAUUAUCUACUGGACCGAUUGUUAUGAAAUUUGGUACACGUGUAGGAAAUAACCUGGAAUAACACAUAGGGUACUUUUUAUCCCGGAAUUCCCACGGGAACGAAGCCCCGGAGCGCAGAUAGUUUCCCAUAUAUAAUUUUUCAGUCGAUAAGUAUUUUUAGGGAUUUCUUUAUGAUUUACUAGCGGCCCGUACCGAAUUCGCUUGAGUAAAAACAUAAUGAAUUCCUCAGGAAUCACACUAUCUAUUGGUGAAAACCGCAAAAAAAUCCGUGAAAUAUUUUUUGAGUUUAUCGCGAACAGACAGACGCGGCAGCGAACUUUGUUUUAUAAGGAUUAAAUUCUUUUUUGUAAGUCUUCUGUUUUCUUUUCAAAUUAAAAAAAUAUUUUUUGUAAGUAUUCUGUUGAUUAUUGUAAGGAUUAAAAUUCUCUAUUCUUAAACAUUAACGCCAGUUUAUUUAUUUAUUUAUAGCGCCUCAAACAUACAAACAAACGCUGACCUCUUUAUAGUAAUAGUAUAAAAGUAUAGGUACAUUAUCCGCUUGUUGGUAAGCGUCCACCCGGUGCGGUGGUCUCAUGUCUAAAUACAGGAUAACAGUAAUUCAGCGCUAUUUUUGAAAAGUAUGAGUCACUGAUUAGUGAAACGAGCAAUUUUUAUUCGAAGUUAACUUUAAACUCGUCAUGUGUGGCGUUCCACGCGUAGUAUCAUAUGGUAAAUUUUUGCUACUCAAAAACUAGUCAGAUAAAAAAAGCACAUACAAAUUUCCCUACAACUUUUAAACGGCUGAACCGAUUUUGAUUAAAUAUAUCUAAGAACCGCCGCAUAAAAAAUUAGCUAUCAAAUAAAAAAAAACCGAUGCCACGUACACAGACUGACAGACAUACUUAGCGGUCAAACUUAUACCACCCCUCUUUUUUGGGUCGGGGGUUAAAUACCGCUCUUAAGGUAUCUUUACACAAUUUUUUUUAAUGGGAUUUUGAUGAUCUGUUUGUGAAUACGGAUUCGAUUCAUCGCUAGCCUUUCCAGCCUAUGCAUUGAACAUGUUUUAGUAUUGUAGGUAAUAAUAGUGAUCGAAUUUUGUGUAGUGCCGAAAAUAGUCUAGAUAGAAAUAUGAAAUUAGUGAUACUAUAUUCUAGUGGGAAUAGUGUAGUGGGGACGCCUUAUGUCAAGUCUGUUGUGUAUCAAUGCUAUUUUAAUUUAAAAAAUGUAGUUAAACAAAUCGGCCGCGUGUGGGAAUCAAACCCACGACUCUAGUUUUGUGGUAAAGUUUCUUUCCACUGAGCUAAAGAAAAAAGCCUAUAUUAAAUUUGUUAACACUUGUUUUUAAUGCUAGUUUUCCCGUCAUAUUUUCCGAUUUUGAUAAUAAUUUUAUACGGCACUAUUCUGGACACAUAUUCUAUCUAAUGAAAGCACUUUCCAAAUACAUAAGGAUUAAAAUUAUGAGUAAAAUUAGUCUUAAUUGAGACCCGUUCUCAAUUUAUUGUGUGGCUUAAAAAUUACAUCACAACAAUUCCAAUUUUUAUGACACACAGUAAAAAACGGUCGCGGUUGGCAACAAAAGACGAUCGAUACUUACGUCGUCCUCAUUUUAAUACCAAACGUACACGCAAUCUGUACUUUUAUGGUAUGGAGCUAUGACUUCACUGAGUUUGGGCGUUCCCAUUAUGCCGGGUGUCGAUUCUGCUAACGUUAAGUCUUAACCGUUUCACAAUCGUGUUUCAUUAGAAUCAUAAUUAACAAUGCCGUUUCAAUAUACUUGCUUUUCUAAAAUGAAAACAAAAAGACUCUACAAUCGAAAUACGAUUGGGACACGAUUGUAAACUAAACGUUAGCGAAUUGACACCUUGUUUGCGUGAUAAAGCAUUUGUAUUGGGCGUAGUAUACUUUUGUUACCAUAUUUUAGGUAUUUAUAAGCAAUACUCUCAAUUAUCGCUGUCACCAUAGGUUUUAUAUGAACCUAAUUGUCUAUAAUAUAGGUAGGAGAUUUCUUAUAUAGAAGAUCUGGAAAUAAUUAGAUUACACUACGCUAGUAAUUUUUUUAUUGAAGAAUAUUUUCCUUAUUAUGUUACUUUGUUAUACGAAUAUAUUUGAACAAUUUACAUCACAUUUUCCCUAAUAAAGAACUACGUAGGUACUUCCACGUAAUAUUAUUUCCUGCACACGGUGACAGCUGAAUCACUAAAUUAUUUCAAAUUAACAUGAUCAUGUGCAAUGUUUGUUAUACUAUUACUAAUAGCCUAGCCAUACUAUUAGCUUUAUUAAAUUUCAUAGCAUAGAAACACGAUAUUGGUCGAAGUAUUGAUUUUCCGUUGUGGUUGAUUGAUCACAUCACUUUAAGAUUCGACUCGACUUAUUACAUACUAGUUCUAAUUACGGUCCAAGAAUAGAGCCAUCCUUCGCUUGACGUGCUAUGAAGUCCUAAACUAUAGUAUGUAAAAUAUAUCCUGAUCCUUGUGAGAGCAGGAUGGACCGAUACAUUCGAAAUGUGAGCGACAGAGACAGAUGUAUUAUUUCCCUACUAUUUGUCACAGAUCUCAGCUAUAUUUUACAAACGCUAGAACCGUGCGCGGUGCUAUCAAAAGUUCUAUUUAUUUAUAGAUGACUAGAUUUUGCCCGGGGCUUCGCUCCCGUAGAAAUUUUGAGAUAAAAUAUAGCCUAUAGCAAUCUUGGAUAAUGCACUUUUCUAAUGGUGAAAUAAUUUUUGAAAUAGUUUUGGCAGUUUCGGAUACUACUCGCUUCAAAUAUACAAACUCACAAACGCUUACCUCUUUAUAAUAAUAGUAUAGGUUUGGAUUCCUAUCCUAUUAUAUCAGACUUUUUAGAAUUCUAUUGGCUAUGAUUAGAAAUAUUUUAUCCGUCAACAUAUUAGUAUUUUAAUGGCAUUGAUUUAGGUAUAAUUUGACUAAGGGCGGUAUCCCACUUAGUUUUUUCAUCAAACAUACUUUAGCUGGAUAAAAAAUGCGACGUUUAAUUAUUUUCGAAAUAAAUUAUUGCCAAGAGUGCUCAACAAUUUGACAAUUUUAAGCUUGAUAUUAUUAAAUUAAACUAGCUUUUGCCCGCGGUUUCGCCAGCGUGAAUUUGACAAACAAAGAUGAUUUUUAUAGAAACUUGCAUACAAUCCUAGAGUUAGUCAAAAUAAAUUCAUAUUACUUUAACUUUUUUGUGAACAACAUGUGGAUUUUAUAGAAAGUGGUCGUACCAUUGUCGUGUCUCUAUGAACAUUGAAGAUGAUAACAUAAGCUUCCAUUUAUAAUGUACUAGAGAUUUAUGUUAUUCCACAUGUUACUAUUAUGUUAGCUGUUACUUAUUGUGUAAUAUAUUAUAUGCGUUAAUGGAGAAAUAUGCUGAUUGGCAGAAUGCUUGUGAAACGACUUAGUUACAUCCCUACUGAGGUGGAAGUCAUAAACUUUUUGUCGUUUCGUUACAACCGCUUACCCCACCCGUCUGCCUCCCGUCACUGGAUGAUCAUUCUGCCGUGAACAAAGAAAAUAUAAAACAUUACUGCCAAUCAAUAUGAUUUCUUAAUUUAUUUUUUGUAUUCUUUAGUUUUAAAUUAAACUUGACUGUGAACAACUGCUGGAAACACAAACAUAAUAUUUUCACGAACAAAACUCAGUUUUAUCGUGUUAGGUCGAAUAAUACAACAGACUUGUAAAGUAUGACUAAUAAAAUCGUAAAAAUAUUGUGUGGGUGUCUGCGUUAAGUAUAAGCUUAACCAAAUAUGCGCAUGCUCGCGCUAUAUUUAGUAUGCUCGACGCUGAUUGGUCGGCCCUUGUGUGUAUAAUGUAUAUUUUGAAUAUUGUGUUCUUAUGAAUAAAUUGUAUUAAAUCGA